CUCACGUUAGUCUGUGGCAGUGUUUGGCCAAAGACAGUAACGUAGCCAGUCUUAGCUGCAUCCUGGUCGCCAAUAUAAGUAAAUAGGCAACUAUUUGAAUCAGCUGUCAGACGGUAGCUUGCGACUGAACUGCUCGUACGGUCUGAUGGGUAGCCGCAUGGCUAAGUUAAUAUUUUAGGAAGCUAAGCUGCUUAUGACAUGGCUAACUGCGGCUAACGUUAGCUUCCAAGUUUCUGAACGGGCCCUGUUGCAUUUAACUGCUCUUACUUUCUAUCAACCGGGAUUUUAGUCGCUAGAACAAAACCAGCGAUUAUUUUUCAUCGAUCGUAAUCUGCCGAUCGUUUUCUCGAGUCGUCCUGUGGUGCCCUGACUUUCAAGAAACGGGACGAAUUCAGUGUUUUUACAAAGCACAGGGGGGCGAGAACCUCUCACUGAAUAUUAAGCUACCUAGACGGAGUGUUUUACAAGCUUCCCUGGUUUUUUAGAGAACAACGUCGACGGGAUCCACCGCUUGCGGUCCGUUUCAGGUGACCGACGAUGGCUGUGAACGUGUACUCCACCUCAGUGACCAGCGACAACCUAAGUCGUCAUGACAUGCUGGUCUGGAUCAAUGAAUCUCUACAGAUGAACCUCACCAAGAUUGAAAUGUUGUGUUCAGGUGCUGCCUACUGCCAGUUCAUGGACAUGCUGUUCCCCAACUCUGUGCCUCUGAAGAAAGUCAAAUUUGGUGCCAAGCUGGAGCACGAAUACAUCCACAACUUCAAGCUUCUGCAGGUUUCCUUCAAAAAGAUGGGAGUUGACAAAAUUAUUCCAGUGGACAAACUGGUGAAGGGGAAGUUCCAGGACAACUUUGAGUUUGUCCAGUGGUUUAAGAAGUUCUUUGAUGCCAACUACGAUGGGAAGGAGUAUGAUCCAGUGGAGGCGAGACAGGGCCAGGAUGCCAUGCCCACACCCAACCCUGCCACAUCAGCUCUCAACAAACCCCCUAAAAAGGCCCUCAGUCAAGCUCCUCAGAGGCCACCUGUCGCCAAGGUAGCACCCAAAUUGGCUCCCGUCAGCGCAAGGAAGCCGGGGAUGGGAGGAGCCGAUGAGGAGAGGGCAGAGCUCCUGAAUGAGCUGGAGAUCCUGAAAUCUACCAUUCAGGACAUGGAGAAGGAGAGAGACUUUUAUUUUGGUAAGCUGCGGAACAUUGAGCUGAUUUGCCAGGAGAAGGAAGGAGAAGGCGACCCCACACUGCAGAGGAUCAUAGACAUCCUCUACGCCACAGACGAGGGUUUUGUGAUACCGGAUGCUGAGGAGCAGGAGGAGUUUUAAUAUUCAAGACUGCAAGCAACUUUUCACUUAGAUGCCCUGGUCUACAAACGAGAUCCUUCGUCAAGCCAAGACAGCCAGUUUGGUUUUAUAUCCAGCACCAAACCUGAUCACGACUUGUGGCCCCUUCCCCCACCUUUCCUGAACCCGAAUCCCAACCCGCCGGACUUCUUCCUCUAGCCUUCAGCUGCCGUACUCCACUUCCUUUUUCCUGAAACAUCUUUUACCAAUAAUCAACGAAGCCUCGGUCACCGCUUCCCCCCUUUUACACACCUGUCAGUCUGCAAGAAUCCCAGUCCCCACCCUCACCUGGAAUCCCGACCUUCCCAAAACCAGAUCGUGCAGUACAUAUCUGGUUUUUGUAAUGGACUUCAGUGUGAAAAACACGGUGAUGUUCUCUGUGUGUGUAUAUGUAUGUGUGUGUGGUCGUAUGUGUUUAAAAAUCAAUUUGAAACGAAUCAAACGUGAAGAACCUCCUCUGAAGACCCGGCUGUCGGCUCAGCCAUGGCUUUGUCCCAAACUAACCGCCAUUGUUUGGUUUUUGUUUGAUGGCACUGCAGCCGUUUUGUGCCUCUCCCGUUGACACUGAAUUUUAUUCAUUUGGAGGAAGAUGCAUGCAAGGAAGUGAGAAAAAGCAGGAAGGAAAAAAAAAAAACCACACACAUUCCCAACUAGCAGAUUUAGUCCUGCAUCAUUUUGAACCAAAUCUGUGGUGUAGUUUGUAUUCAUGCCAGCUGGUCCCAAUUUGAAAUGGUAGAAAUUGUAAUUUCAUCCAGGCAGCAGGCUUUCAGAAACACUGUUCGCGUCAUUUGCCAGUUAGAUGUAGAAGCUAAGUUUGUAAGCAAUGUGAAAUGAGGGAAAAGCAACUGGUGGACCACACGUGUCGACGCUGAAGGGCUCAAGGGUUUAGUCUGGGAUAAGGCACCAGUCGGGUCUUCUCUUGGCCUUUUUUCCACCUGUGACUAAUUGUUGCCGCCAAGGACACAUCUUGGUUUUCGUCCUGUUCAGCUUCAGAAGAGCUUUUGUAAAUUGAUGCUACUGUUUUAUCACUUUUUUCCUCCCACUCCAGUUUUUUUUCCUUUUUUGUUUGUCUUGUUUUCCCUGUUGUUUGCUCGAAAACCUAUUUUUUGGCCCCUCUCGGUCAUGCUCUCACCUUUUUUAUAUAUUAGAUUUCUAUUCAGUUUGAGCUUUUCUCACGCUCGCUAAAUGAUCACACCGUUGGAAAGAUUUUACUCGUGUGCAGAAACUUGUUUCCCCAGCCGCGGCGAUAGAGAAAAGGGGUUUCCGAUAUCAAAUAGUGGUCGCUGUUUUCUCGUAGCAGGUCAGCUGUCUCUCUGCCACCCACAUGCUCCCACUCAAACCUUGGUUUUCACAUUUCAAGCUUCGUCGAUGUGCAAUUCUUCAUACCAGGAAAGUGGCUUACUCUUCCGGUCGAUGUGAGAUGAAGCGUUUCAACUUUUGCAGACGGCAGCCUUUUGAUCAACGCGCCAAUGUUUAGUAAAAAGUGCAAAAAACAAAUUAGAGACUGCAUGAUCAACAGUGAUUGUUUUCUACGUUUUGUCUUUUGGAAAGUCUGUUUCAAGGCAGAUGCACUGUUUUCUACCAGUGGCCUUUAAUCAGCCCCUAGCCAAUAAAAACCGUUCCUGAAGGGUGUUGGGAAACCCAUGCAGCCACGUGACAAGCGCUGAGCUCCGGCUGUGGCCGAUCAGUGUGUUGACUACUUGUAGCCGGCCACAGUCAGGAUGAUCAUCUGAAAUCCGCGGGGGUGAGCUGUGAAAGAGGCCCGUGUGCUGCUCUCAGCUGUUUCAUCAGGUAGAUUGAUGAAACUUUGUUUUCCCUGCCCUCAUUACUAAUGUUGGAAGUAGUUUUUCCCCGAGGCUGUUUAAAAAAAGCCAAGAAACCCACAGUGGGAUCAAUAUGAAAGUAAAAAAAUCGAACUCGCCACACUGAAGGCGUAUUUCUUUCUGGGAAUGACAAGUUUGCUUCCCCCUGUUUUUGUACUUCCACACCCCGAUUGACCAAUUUUAAUAGUUAUAUUGUAUAUUGUGGAUCUAAUUUGAGACCAGUUUUUCCACUGUACUAUGUAAAAAGUCAUUUCGGACAUAUUUGUACCUAAUUUGAAACAACAUACCGGUGUUGAUUUCACACAAACCUUGUUUUUGUAUUUUUUUUAAUUAUUUUUUGGUUAUUUGAAUACAUGACUUUAUCAAUGGCCUUAUUCAUAAAAAUCCUUUUUUUUUCCAUCUGCAAACGUUUUUCGUAUAUUUUUUUUUUUAAUUUUACUUUAAUGUACGUCUCUGCUGUUUUGGGUAAAUGUUUGUACUGUUACAGUCAUAUUUUUUAAUGUGUUCUGAAAAUAAACAACAUUGGAGGUA
Molecule: messenger RNA, 3686 nt
Organism: Xiphias gladius (swordfish)
Lineage: Eukaryota; Metazoa; Chordata; Actinopteri; Istiophoriformes; Xiphiidae
Gene: mapre1b
Product: microtubule-associated protein, RP/EB family, member 1b
Exons: 7
Coding region: 538-1314 (258 amino acids)
Biological process (GO): protein localization to microtubule plus-end; spindle assembly; regulation of microtubule polymerization or depolymerization
Cellular component (GO): cytoplasmic microtubule; spindle midzone; microtubule organizing center
Molecular function (GO): microtubule plus-end binding
Source: RefSeq, a predicted model, not a curated record